This is a messenger RNA of Galendromus occidentalis (western predatory mite), 1047 nucleotides long. Its product is annotated as trypsin II-P29-like. Gene Ontology annotation, biological process: proteolysis. Gene Ontology annotation, molecular function: serine-type endopeptidase activity. Bases 1 to 1047 code for a protein of 348 amino acids. NCBI's taxonomy places the organism in Eukaryota, Metazoa, Arthropoda, Arachnida, Mesostigmata, Phytoseiidae. The transcript has 7 exons. The record is from RefSeq and is a predicted model, not a curated record.
AUGGGCCGAGGGGACCACAUGGGUCUCGGGGCCCUGGGGGACCUCCUGGGCCUCGCCACGGUCCAGGCGGUCCGAGGGGACCACACGGGCCUCAUGGAUUUGAUGGACCCAGAGGACCGCCCGGGCAUCAUGGACCCAGAGGACCACCCGGGCCUCAUGGACUUGAUGGACCCAGAGGACCACCCGGUCCAGGCGGACCGGAGAGGCCACCAGGUCCUGAGGGACCUCAGAGACACCCUGGAAAAAUUGUACUCGCCAGGUGCCACUUUCGAGGACAAAAAGGAGACACAGAAGCCGAUUUUGAAGUUCCAAACGUCUUGUGGCGUAAGCACAACAUCCCGAAUCGUGGGCGGUGAAGAGGUUCACAAAGACGACUGGAGUUGGACUGCAGCCCUCAUGAGACCAUCGCGCGCCGGUCUGGACCACUUCUGCGGCGCUACCAUCGUCUCUGACUGGCAUCUGAUCACCGCUUCGCACUGCUUGAAGAAUAUGAAAGCCUCAGAUCUCUCCGCGCGAAUCGGUGUGAUCAACUUGAAAAACGGUGAUCCGUCACGGGAUGUCAGAGUGCAGAAAAUCGUCCAGCAUCCGGAUUAUAACGCGACCAAUUAUUACGCCGACAUCGCUAUACUGAAGCUCCAAAAUCCUAUUGAAUUCUCGACCAAGGUCCAACCUUGUUGCCUUCCCGACGAUUCCGAUGCAGCCGGUCGCGACGGUUUUGUCGUUGGUUGGGGCUCAACGUCUUUCGGCGGACCUCAGUCGCAGGUAUUGCAACAAGUCUCAUUGCCGAUUUGGAGUAACGAGGAGUGCCAGAAGAAAAUAGCGAUUACAGUGAAGGACGUCAUGGUCUGUGCGGGACGCAAAGACGUCGGAGGUCAUGACGCUUGCCAGGGGGACUCCGGUGGACCUUUGCUGGUUCGCGAUGAGGCAGACAGAUGGUGUCUGCAAGGCGUUGUUUCCUUUGGCUUCAAGUGUGCCCAGAAAGGAGUUCCUGGAGUUUACACUCGCGUCAGCAAGUUUCGGGACUGGAUAAUCGAGAAUGCCGAUUAG